Messenger RNA from Galendromus occidentalis (western predatory mite), 2877 nucleotides. Its product is annotated as coatomer subunit beta. Gene Ontology annotation, biological process: endoplasmic reticulum to Golgi vesicle-mediated transport; intracellular protein transport; intra-Golgi vesicle-mediated transport. The record is from RefSeq and is a predicted model, not a curated record. Gene Ontology annotation, cellular component: COPI vesicle coat; cytoplasm. Gene Ontology annotation, molecular function: structural molecule activity. The transcript is spliced from 15 exons. Bases 1 to 2877 code for a protein of 958 amino acids. Lineage: Eukaryota; Metazoa; Arthropoda; Arachnida; Mesostigmata; Phytoseiidae.
AUGGUGAAAUCGGAGAAGCAGGCCUCGGCCUGCUUCACUUUAGUGAGUCCGAUACCGGAGGUCCAACUCGCUUCCUGUACUGAUAUGAGGCUACGUGCAGAUAUCGAAAAAGGAGAUCUGGAUACGAAACGCAGGGCCUUGGAAGCUGUCAUCCAUAUGUACCUUUCGGAACCCUCGCGACUGGGCAGUUCAAUGCUGAUGACGGUCAUCAGGUUUCUCCUACCAACUCGAGAUCACGCAAUCAAGAGACUACUGCUGCUUUUCUGGGAGAUUGUCCCCAAAGUCGAUGCCGAGGGGAAACUCCGUCCCGAAAUGAUUCUAGUGUGUGAUUCCUUCAGACGCGAUUUGCAGCAUCCGAAUGAGUUCAUACGGGGAUCCACGUUGCGGCUCCUCUGUAAGAUCCAGUAUUGCGAAAUCUUGGAACCUCUUGUCCCCUGCAUUUUCGCGUGUCUGGAGCACUCGCACACCUACGUCCGGAAGAACGCCAUAUUGUGCGUGCUCGCAAUAUACAGGAAUCAGCCAUUUUUAGUGCCUGAGGCAUCACGCAUCAUAAGUGAUUUGCUGGAGACGGAGCACGACACGGUCACGAAGAAAAAUGCUUUCAUAGCGCUGCGCGAGAUCGACGAGACGAAGGCAUUAGAUUUCGUGGAGUCGUCGGGUGAAUCUCUGAUUAAGUACUCCACCGAGAUGCAGCUCAGGAUAGUGGAAACGAUAUACCACGCUUGUCUCAAGAACCCCGAUGAACGAUGGAGAUUCCUGUCAUUAGUGUAUUUUCUUACGAUUUCCGAGUCCGCAGCGGUUCGCUUGGAAGCUGCCUGGACUUUUACGACUUUUUCGACGAGUCAAAAUGCUUCGGACACAGCCGCGAAAGUCUAUAUCGAUAUCGUUGUGUCCGAAGCUGACAAUAAUGUGAAAUUGAUUGUGCUGUCCAAACUGAAAAAACUCUGUGAUGAGCGACCUCGCGCCUUGACUCACAUGGUCCUCGAUCUGCUCCGGGUAUUGACAAACGCGAACGAUUCCAAAGUUCAGCGUCAAACAUUGGAGCUGAGUUUGCAACUCGUCACGUCGAGGAGCGUCAAGGACUAUGUGGAGAUACUCAAGAAACAACUCCGCUCGACUCAGACGAGCGUUGAAUGCCGAGAAAUGAUAGUGGAGACCUUACACCGAUGCGUAAAGAACAUCCCAGAGACGGCUUCAUCGAUAGUCACUUGUCUCGUUGAGCUCGUUUGGUCCGAUGAGCCUUCCUUGGCGCUCACAGUAUUACGUUUUCUGCGCGAAACAUUGACGCAUCAUCCAGCGGUGCGCAGAACGACGCUGGAGGAACUCAUUUCGUCUUUUCGACUCCUGGAAGAUGCCAAAGUACUGCGGCAGGCGUGUUGGCUCAUGGGGGAGUUUUGUACGGAGACGUCUCAAAUUGAAGACUUCGUCGACGCGAUCAAGUCCAGCAUUGGUGAGCUCCCGAUCAAGAUCUCGGACUCCUAUGAGCUUGCAAACGGCGAUUGUCCGAGCAACGGAGUCUCGGAGACGGGAAAUUCCAAGACGACGACCAGAGUCACAGCUGAUGGGACCUACGCUAGUCAAUCUGUGUUCAGCGAGCUACAAGACACUCCGACGAAGAAAUCAAACUUCCCGCUCAGGAAGCUUUUCAUCGACGGGGAAUUCUUCCUCGCUACCAGUGUUUGUGGAGCUCUGGCGAAAGUUUCGACGAGAAUGCCGAAAGACGCUCAGGGAUACCGAAUAUGCGCUCAAUCAAUGAUGGUGGUGACUUCUUGCCUCAGACUAGCGGAUUCUGUCAAAGGCCUAGCCGAUGGCAAGGCUGCUGCGAAUGCGGAUGAUCGACGCAGACUGCAUCAGUGUAUGACGAUGCUGCUCAAGUGCUCUGCUCUUGACACCGACACGACGAGAGAUGCUUUACAUCGGAUGCUGAGCACGGAGGGAGUUAGGAAUAAUAAAUCUGUUUCCUUCGAAUGGCCGGAGAAUCGAGUUUUGAAGGAAGAACAAGUCGACGAAUCCAUCUCAUUCAGAAUGCUCAACCCUCGGGGGAAGGAGAAUCAUUCCAAGAAUCUGAUAGACGAGUCCUUGGAGAUCGCUGUGAAGGGGAAUUUAGGCGCACCUAAAGGAUUAUUUGAGAAUACUCUUCUUUCCAAGGUUUGGCAACUGACCGGUAGAAGUGAUCCUGUCUACGCCGAGGCCUAUUUGACAGUCGAUGCGCACAGCCUCGAAUUAGACGUGCUCGUUGUCAACCAGACGGACGAUACUCUACAAAAUUGUACACUCGAAUUGUGUGUUUUGGGCAAAAGGAACAAGGAUAUCGCCGAGAGACCCGCUGCUGUGAUUUUGGCUCCUAAGGAUUUCACUACCUUGAGGGCACUGAUUACUGUCAAUGGGACUGAGACGGGUCUCAUAUUCGGCACGAUAGUGUACGACAUAAAAGGAUCGACCGCGGACAGGCACAUCGUAGUCCUGAAUGAUAUAAAAGUCAACAUUCUGGACUUCUUAGUACCGGAGAGGUGUAGCGAUGGUGAAUUCCGGCGCCUCUGGCUGGAGCUUGAAUGGGAGAGAUUGGUGCCCGUCAGCACUCCAAUCAAAGACCUUCGCGCUUUCAUCACGCACAUAGCCGAAUCAGCUCGUAUGGCUAUCGUGACCGACGAGGCCGUCCUCGAGAAUGAUUGUGGAUUCGCUGCUGCUAAUUUUUGUACAAAGUCUCUUUUCGGCGAGGAAGCUCUUGCGAAUGUUUGCUUGACUCGGAACGACGACGGGAAUCUCGAAGGCCAAAUCAGGCUUCGAGCUCGGAACAAAGGGUGUGCCUAUCGGCUGGGCGAGAGGCUAUGCGAAGCUCAGAAAACGAUUCCGAAAGCGCUUCCUCAGGCUCAUUGA